AUGAAAGUGGCUGCAACCUUUUUACUUUUGUUCUUGCACGCAGCAUUAUCGUGCAGAUGUCCAGUCCUUCCAAGCAAGGAUGCUUUUUGUAGAGCUGACUGGGUCUCUCACGUGAAAGUCCUCUAUAAGAUGAUAUUACCAAAUAAUGGCCUUGAUGAUGUGCUGUACAUCAUACAACACAUCCAAACCUACAAGUCUCCGAGCGGAGUUCACAAUAUGUAUUCUUACGUGCUAACGUCAUCCGAGUCCUCCGCAUGUGGCCUUGUUCUUGAUGUAGGAAAGGAGUAUUUACUGUCAGGCAGCUUCUACAACGGUGAAUACCAUACUUCGACAUGCUUCCAGGUCGUUACUGAUGACCCUGCAGACAACUUUUCCGGUAAUCUUAUGGAGUGGAAGGAUGUUACCUCGGCGUUUGAGAAUCGUCUACAUUCUUUCCAGUGCUAG
Molecule: messenger RNA, 444 nt
Organism: Necator americanus (New World hookworm)
Lineage: Eukaryota; Metazoa; Nematoda; Chromadorea; Rhabditida; Ancylostomatidae
Exons: 4
Coding region: 1-444 (147 amino acids)
Biological process (GO): negative regulation of membrane protein ectodomain proteolysis; negative regulation of endopeptidase activity
Cellular component (GO): extracellular matrix
Molecular function (GO): protease binding; metalloendopeptidase inhibitor activity
Source: RefSeq, a predicted model, not a curated record